CAAACGCUAGCUGGAGCCAGCUUUUGAAUUUAUGAGAUUUGGAGCGGUUUGAAGCGGUUUAGAGCGAUUUGAGUGAUUGUUGCAAACCACCGACAACCGCUACUAACCGCAAAAGCUGUGUUUGCGGGUGGUAGCGGGAAAGCCAGUCGACCCUAAUCUAAUCAGUUAAAUAAAAUCAGUUAAAAGUUUUCAAGUUAAUUAUAGUACAUGAGAAUUUUACCCAAAUCAAACUUAAUUGAAAAGUUUAAACAUUAAAAAUGAUUUGAGUUUAAAUACUCAACAAUACUAAUAUAUUAACUGUGAUUAAUUAUUUAAUUAAAUUUUAUUACUUAGAAAUAAGUUUGAACCGUUUGUAUGAAAGACACUGCAAACAAGUUUUCUAGUUUUUGUUACAAAGAAAAAUAACCGUUAGAACUGAGAAAACAUGAAGAUAAAUUUAAGAAUAAAAAUAACCUUUACUUUCAUCAUGCAGACUCUAUUUUUUUUAGGUAUAAGAACAGCGAGAAACUUUUUUUUUUUUUUUUUUUUUUUUAAAUAAUAUAGAUAUAUUAAAUCAACCCGAAAUACGGGAAUUCAGAUUCGGUUACAAGCUCGAUUUGAACAAAAGCUCCUAAGUUAAUCUAUUACAUUCUAGUUUCGCCCACCCACUAAACCCGGCACGUUCCACUAGUCCGAUUUUCGAAAUCCUUAAGAAUUGGUUGCUGUUCUCAACCAUUGACGAUUAUCGCAGGAAGGUGAGGUUCUCCUCAUUUCUUCGGAUGCCGGGACUUCCUUUGUCGUCUCUGGAGUAGCUAGUUUCCAAUGAACGCCUCGAGACAUUGUUACCGUCACUGUCAAUGACGCACAUGACGAACUAGAGAAGUGGAGAACCAAGAACCUUACUGAGAAGACGUUCGAGAGCCCAAUCUGUACACACUUCCAAGUUGCCAUAAACCGAACAAAGGCGGGCUGAUAUCAUCGCCACCACCAAUCCAUUAAGCCUCCUGAACCUGCAAGGAAAAUCAAGACCACCACCGCAAGAGAGCAAGAGUUCUGAACGGUGCCGGGACGUAGUCUGAGAUCAAGCGACGACACGGAGGCGGCCAAUGACUCCCCGAGAGCCGCCUCCACACUUGUGGUCACCGAGAACCGGGAACCAAAACCAAGCUGAGAGAACCACUGCCGGUGUCGACGGAAACAGUUAAACAAAGGAGUGCGUUGAGACCAAAACCCCAGAGGAAUUGCGGCCGCUAAAACCUCGGGACAGAAUGGAUAAGCAGCCGUGACAAGGAGGCCCAAAGUGAUGUCGGGAACAAGACAGUCUCCGGAAGACAUGGACGACCACCGGAAUCCGCAGCUAAGCAGCGGAUAAAACUCCCCUGAAACCACAACGAAAGGCUGGACAGAGACCAGAUGCCAUCUCCGCCUGCACAGCCUGGCUCAAGCCUCACCUCCGACUCAAAGAACCAGAACUCACCUAACAUCCGAGAAGUGGGGCAGUCCGCUUCGACACCGAAACAGGACCCGCGUCCAAGACCCGAAAGAAGAUCGAUUUCCAAAACCUAGCACAGCAGAGACCACCGCGACCAGAAAAGAAACCCAACCGGGCAAGCCUCGCCGAACGACGACGAUAAACGGACCAGAUCUGAACGAGAAAAUAGAUCCAGUCCCAACCCUAAACGCCGACCACUCACGAGCCACCGCUGCUACUACCGCGCCAGAACAACCAAAGAGAGCACAGAUCGAACCCGGCAGACGUACCUCGCGCGCGGUCGGCUGGCGGACAGAUCUCACCAACUCAGAAGCUCUAGCAAGGCGGAGAGACCGACAUGGACAAGCGAGUGGCAAAGAAAAAACAAGGAAGAAGGGAUGAGGAGGGGACCCGCCGGAGCCGGACACUCAAGCGACGCUCUAACGCGCGCACACUCGACGCCGUUCCGGAGGAAGCAGAGUCGUCUUUCUUGUCGUCUGCAGAGAGAGUUUCAAAACGGUGCGUUUCUUAUAACAGCGAGAAACUUUAUAAACCACCUUUCUCUAUUUCUUCGUAACUCUUCCGUGUUUCUAAAACGAACGAUACGAACUCAGCCAUGACAUCACGGCGCACUACACGAUCGAUGACGUCACUUCAUCGGAACUCAUUGCCGGUUCCUGACGAGCUCGCUAUGGAGAUAUUCUCGAGGCUGCCGUCGAAGGCGAUGGCGAGAUGUCGUUGCGCAUGCAAGCUCUGGUCCUCCAUGCUUCGCCGUCAAGAUUUCACAGAGCUUUUCUUGACCAAAUCUUGCGCUCGCCCUCAGCUCCUUUUCGCCUGCAAUGAUCACAGCGUCAGUAAGUAUGUCUUCAUCUUGUCGCCUCAGCCUGAAAAUCCGGAAGAGAACUCGCAUGUUGUAGCCUCCAAUCACCUUGCGUGUUUCCCAAGUUCCUAUGAGUUAUUUGGUUGUACGAAUGGCUUCUUGUGUUAUGGAGCUAAGCCGAUCUUGGAGGGGAGGAUAAAUCCAGCGUAUGUCCCGGUGAUAUGUAACCCUAGCACGGGACAGUCUUUGAUCUUACCAACAUUGAAGUCGAGGAUGAGGUUUGGAAUCGAGAGCUAUCUUGGAUAUGAGCCCAUUGCGAAAGAGUUCAAGGUGUUGUCAAUGGAAAGCUCGUAUGUAAGUGGUCACUCUGUGAGGCACCAAGUUCUGACAUUAGGAACCAAGAAACUGUCAUGGAGGUUGGUCGAGUGUUGCAUCCCACAUCGUUCUUCAAGUCAGUGGAUAUGCAUCAGUGGUGUUCUUUACUACGCAGCUAGAGCAGUCGGAUCUUCAGUGAAUUCUAUGGUAGUUUCUUUCGAUUUGAGGUCCGAGAAGUUCAGCUCUGUCAAGUUCGGUAAAGCAAUGCCUGAUUCAACAACUCUAGUAAACUACGAUGGGAAACUAGGUUUGCUUAUGUCUGGAGAUUCUCAUGAUGUUACUCGAUCAAGAACAAGUCUUGAGCUGUGGGUUCUACGAGAUGCUGCAAAACAAGAAUGGUCCAAGCAUGUAUAUGUAUUACCAUCUUCUUGGGAGGAUGUAGUUUCAGAGGACAUGUGCAUUGCUGGAAUGGUUGGUGUAAAUGAAAUCGUCUUGGCCCCCUGGUCCCAAAGAGUGCCUUCCUAUGUCAUCUACUUCAACGUGGAGAGAAAGACGAUCACAAAAGUUGGAAUCCAAGGACCAGAAGCGUUUACGGGUAAGAGAUUCUACACCUAUCUCAACCAUGUUGAGAAUGUGAAGCUUCUUUAAGUAAGAGAUGAGUAGUUUGAAAAUCCACCUCUUGUGGAAGUUUCAACAAGCGGUUGAUAGAUAAUCUUCUUGUUACAACUCCUUAAAAAUGUAAAUACUAAUCCAAAAUAGAGAAGUUUAGAAUGUGAUCUUUCAGUGCUGUGAUAGAGAGAGUAAGAGUAAAUGAGCAGAAUGUUACUAGUUUGUCCGGACCCUUGUAGAUGAUAUGAUAAAUCACAAGUUGUACAUUUGACUUUUUGUGCCGUUUUUGAUUGUAUCAAGCAGAAUCUGAGUUACAUUCUUCGAGUGUUUAUCACAAAGUCAAAACUUUGUAAGAGAUCACCGAGAAAACGUACAAAAUUAAGAAGUUGAAGGAAGAGCUAUAGAUGAUGAUGAUGAUUCAACUCUUAAGAAGCUCGAUCCAAACUUAGAUGUUUAUUCUCUUCCAAGUAAACGUUCAAAUCACUAUGAUCGAAAGUAUAAUGAAUUUACUUGUAACCAUUUUGCUGAAAGCAACCUGAACAGAAUAUGAUUAUGGUUUCAUGUACAUGCACACACAUAUUAUUUUUUGACCAAAGGUUUACAUUUACGUACAUUAAGGCAUAGUUUAAUGAUAUUUUCUUAAUAGAAGUCAAUACAAAUUUUAAAAGUAAAUUAGCUGCAUUAAAAAACAGAGGUAUGAUGGAAUAUUAGGUUCGGAUUUAUCCAGAGAAAACGGAAAGUUUGAACACGUUUAUUUGGAACUGAAGAACCAAACUGAACUGAAAUGAAAAAUAAGGUUGGGUCAGAUUCAGAUCCUAUCAACCAAUGUUUUUAAACCCGAUUUGGAUACUGAACCGGACGACUUACUGGGUCGCUGGGUCAUUGGGUCGACCGCGGAUGAACCGCGGGUAAAUAAAUAAAUUAAUUUUAUUAUAUAAUAAUAUAUUAGCUAUGAAAAUAAAAAUAUAAAAAUUAAAGUUUAAUAUUUUUUAAAUGCUUUUAAAACAUAAAAUAAUAGUUUGGAUAUUAUAUAUUUUAUGUUAAAAAAACAUUUAGAAAAUACUUAACUUUAGUUUUUACAUUUUUAUUUUCAUUUGACAUAGAAAAUAUCAAACAAUAGUUUAGACUAUUUAAAUUUUUCUGUAACAAGGUAAGAGUUAUGACAUCUAAAAGAGUUAAGACAUAAAAUUUAUAAAUAUUUACAUUAAACUUUAAAUCCAAAAUAAACGAAAGAGAAAUAUCAUUGUAAUAAAUUGUCAAUAACGGAAAUAACUAAUACCAUAUCACAUCGACAAAUUUUGGUUCUCUCUACCAUCGUUCACUUCAUUUUCUUCAGGUGGUAUAGUGAAAUCUUCAUCAAAAUCUAAAAAUCACAAAUAUAAAAACGAAAAGAGAAAACCUAACUUUUUCUUUUUGUUAGCACCUAAUCUUCAUCACAGUCUUGGCAUGGGUCGGUCUAGACUGGUCCCACUUGACUCGAUUGAGGAGUAUGAAAGGGCACUAAAGCUAGGGCCAAACGCUUUGGGAGGCGUAGCUGCUAUUGUUGACGAGCUCCCUUACAUUGAACUGUUCUUAGCGGAACGGACUGGUUUCAAAAUUGUCGGAGAGCCGUUUAUGAACCGCGGUUGGGGAUUUGCGUUUAAGAGAGAUUCUCCACUGGCUAUAGACAUGUCAACAGCGAUCUUGAAACUCACUGAGACGAGAGAGCAGAAAAGGAUUCUGAAGAAAUGGCUAUGCCAGAAGAGCUGCGGAGAGAAGUCAGAUUGGAACCACCCAGAGCCAAACCAGUUUCAUCUCAAGAGCUUCGAAGGGUUGUACCUUUUCUGCGUUGCGAUCACUGUCUCUGCGUUCUUGGUGUUUGUUCUCAGGAUGAUACGCCAGUUCGUGCGGUACAGAAGGAGUGAGAGGACAAGCUUGACGCCACGAGCUUCUUUGUCGUCUUCUCCUACGACGACGCGUUUAUGGGGAUUUAUGUUGGGUUUCGUGGAGUUUGUGGAUGAGAAAGAAGAGGCCACUAGGAGUGAUGAUGACUCUAACAACAACCCAUCUCAAGUUGUGGAACUUCAAGGUGAUUCUGAGGUACGACAAAGUUGAUGAGUAGACUCCACUUUGUAGAAAGGCAAGUUGUAUUGUAAUUACUUAUGAGCUAACAUGUAAGCAAGAUCACAAAAAAAAAGAUCAAUGAAAUAAAACACACAUAAACACUGAAAUAAAACACACAAAAAA
Molecule: messenger RNA, 5420 nt
Organism: Brassica rapa (field mustard)
Lineage: Eukaryota; Viridiplantae; Streptophyta; Magnoliopsida; Brassicales; Brassicaceae
Product: putative F-box protein At2g19630
Molecular function (GO): protein binding
Source: RefSeq, a predicted model, not a curated record